AUGCCUCUGUUCCCGUUUGUCCACAUCCUACCCAGCGCGACUCCAUCCAGCCUGCUUCAGGAGAGGCCAAUACUUUAUCUGGCAAUUCUUGUAGUCGCGAGUCAGAACAACGUUGAGAGGCAAUUGAAACUUGUGAAAGUUAUUCGAGAAGAGGUCAGUCGCAGAUUUAUGAUAUCCUCACAACAGGACUUGGGAGUGCUUGAGGGACUACUGGUUUACCUGGCUUGGAACCAUGUUCAUCUGGCACUUGGCACACCAUCUGUUCGAGUGAUACACAUGAUCAUGGCACUUGUAACUGAGCUCGGCCUGGACAAAGAGCCAAAUACAAUAUCAAAUACUAGUCCGGGAGGAGUCAGUGCCAUUGAGUUUGACGCCCUGAAAUUUGGGAAGUAUGCAGACAAUUGUUGCCGAAUUCUCGAAGAGACCAUGGAAUAUCCUACAGACAUCUAUCUAGUGCAAAUUGUUCGAAUACAGCGUAUAGCAGAUGAAAGCAGGACAACAUUGUACAACGAAGCUCUCGAAAGUGCAUCCGAGUUUUCAACGCUCUUGUCCAUGGGCAUGGCCUCAUUGGAGAGAGACCUGCGAGAGGUUGGAACAACUCUUCGCCUGGAUAUUCCUCAAGCAGGUGAGACUGAUGCCCCAUUACCAAAUACACUUUCCUCUAGACAGGACGGUGUCGUCAACGGAAAUUCGGAGAGUUGUUUAACACUCAGCAGUGUUGAUGGUAGUAUCCUACCAUACGGUACAGGUACAUCUUUAUAA
Messenger RNA from Exophiala aquamarina CBS 119918, 762 nucleotides. RefSeq lists its product as uncharacterized. Lineage: Eukaryota; Fungi; Ascomycota; Eurotiomycetes; Chaetothyriales; Herpotrichiellaceae. Gene Ontology annotation, biological process: regulation of DNA-templated transcription. The coding region runs from base 1 to 762 and encodes 253 amino acids. The transcript is spliced from 3 exons. Gene Ontology annotation, cellular component: nucleus. The record is from RefSeq and is a predicted model, not a curated record. Gene Ontology annotation, molecular function: transcription cis-regulatory region binding; DNA-binding transcription factor activity, RNA polymerase II-specific.